AUGGCCCACCUAUGGCGGCAGGGCCAGGCGGCGGGCGCGGCGCUCGACAAGCGUCGGCUGCAGCAGCAUGCUGACACGCACCGCCUGCUGCUGCUCGCAUGGUUGCAGGAGCAGGGAGGAUCAGCGUCGGAAGCAGCCGCGGCGAGGUUCGCCCAGGAGGUAGCAGCAUUGCCACUGGAGGAGAGCAGGCACGCGCUCGCACGGAUGAUGCGCGCUCAGAUGCGACAAGCGCUGCAGGCCAUGCAGGCUGUCUUUGAACCCGCCUCUGCGUCUGGCAGUAGUAGUGGUGGCGGCAGCGGGACGGCCCAGGAGUCAGGCCAGGAGCCGAUUGUCAGCGAGCUCAGCUUUGCACUGGGGCAGCCUCUGGAAGGCAGGAAACGGCCCAGCAACACAGCUCAUCCGUCACACCUUUCCCCUGCUGAAGCCUCUUCCGCGUUUCUCCGGGUGAUUUACCCUCGCGAUAUGCACGGGUACCUGCCGGGUUUCCCUCUCGUAGACAGCAAUAACCCGUACCUGCUCGCACGGUUCGAUGGGGUGAUCAUAGACGCGAGGCCGUGGGGUGUUGGAGGGGCAGGCAGGGAGAUGUGGAGUGCGGCACUGGCCCGCGUGCUGGUGGGAGGCGACAGCUGGCGCAACAACCCGGCUCUUCUCACUGCAGCCAUCGCUGCCACUCAAGCGGAGAUCGAGAGGAGGAACCCUCUUGCUCUGGCUCACUUUGCAAAUCACCCGGGCGGUUCUGGGCAAUCGCCCAAUGUGGCGAUUUGCCCUCUGGACAUUCCUUUGGAAGAUGCAGAAUGGAACAGUCUGCGGCCGUAUAUGCCUAAUGUUGUUUUCCGCCUGAGGGAAAAGAGAGCUGAGGAAAAGAGGCGAGGGCGGAGGUCUGCAGGCAGGAGGGGGUCGGAACGUGACUAUGAUGAGUCGAGUAUGGAGAUGGAUGACGAUGAAGACGAGGAGGAGCUGAAAGAGGGGGUGCUGAGGACGGUGGUGCUGGUGGCGACAGAUGUGAUCAAGGAUGGUGAGGAGGUGUUUUUGGACUAUAGAUUGAACCCCAAUGCCAAUCGUCCUGAUUGUCCCAUGGUGCUACCAUCCCAUCCCAUCCCCUCUUCCCGUUCGCUUUUCUUUUCCCCCCCCAACCUCUUUCCCUCACUUGCUGAACCCCACACUAUCCCCAAACCAUCGCCCCCUCCACCCCUGCACAUCCCUCCUCACCCAUCUCUCACCUCCUCUCUUCCUCUCCCCACCUCCUCUCCCUCCUUCCCCCUCCCCUCUCUCCUCGCCCAUCCCCCCAACCCUAAGUCCCAUCUCAUCGCUCCGCUUCUUCUCUUAUGCUCUUUUGGCUCUGCUCGUCGCAGCUUGGCAGGCAUUAGCACGCAACCGCCUCCUAACCCUGUCGCCUCGUUAAAUCUUUUAAUUUCUCGUUCACGUCUUGAGGUCACGGGCAGGGCGCUCGCAGGCAAAUUAUUUUUUCGCGAGACCCCGCGCGAUCGAGCGCGGCGAGCAGAUCCUCCCCGGGAGUGCAGCAAGGACAUGCCUCCCGAAUUACACCGCUUUUCCUCCAUCGCUGGUUCCGUGUCCGCCGCUCGUAAGGUUGUCGACGUGUCCGGACCUGCGGUUGGCGGAGAUAUGACCCCCAAUGCGGAGACUGACGAGUCGCGCAGGAAGAAGAAGCAGAGACAGCAGGAUCAGCAGCUGUUGCAGCAGCAGCAAGGGGAGGAGAACCCGAGCGCUGUGAAGAAGCGAAAGGAGCUUGACGAAGGAAACGAUGACGGCAACGAUUGCAAUGAGGUUAAACACCGUCGCAAGAAGAAGCAGCUCCAGACCCCGCCCAUCAAAAGCCCUAAUAGCGCCCCACCCAAAGCAGCUAAGAGUGCAGUCAAGUCCAAAAGCCCUGCGCUGAAGACAAAGAGCGUGCAGAAGCACCUUCCGCCGUCGACUAAAACCCUAUCCGUCCGACCUAUAGGUUCCCCUUCUGCCGCCCUCGAUGAUUCUCCUACAGCAGCCGAGGCGCAGUCGAAUCCCGGGCUAGUCUCCGUGUCGCGGUCGCUAUCCCCGUCCCCGUCCCCAUCCGUACUCCUCGCGACGCCCUCCGAUGUGCAAAUCGCAUCGCAGUUGCCCGCCAAAACAGUCACGCAAGCCACUGACGUGGCUGGUCAGGGUCCAUCCCCACCCGCUCCCGGAUCCGCCCACGUGGCCCCUCCACGUGGGCGCGCGUCGUUGGAGGUGCACAAGUGUCAGGCGAUCGAUUGGCGGCCGUCGGCGGUAACGGCGCUAGCGGCUAGUUGCGACAGCGCGGUUGUGGCGGCGGCGCGGGAGAACGGGGAUAUCGAGAUCUGGCGAGUCGCGGCUGGCGCCGUCGGAUGGGCUUGCGAACUGCGCAUCCCCGGCCGUCGCGACGCCGCGAUUUCAUCGCUCGUGUGGUGCUCGCCGCCGUCGUACCUGCCGUCGCCUGCGGCCGGCACGCUGCCGGCGGGGCUGGCGGCGCGCGGGCGGCUGUUCUCCGCGAGUCUGGACGGCACGAUCACGGAGUGGAACCUCGCCACUCUCGCGCCACAGUCUGUGGCGGACUCGAUGGGCGGGCCCGUGUGGGCCAUGGCGGUGGAGCCUGCGCGCGAGCCGCUGCGGCAGAGCGCGGGGGGAGGCGCGGGCGGGGGAGCGGAGGGCAAGGCGAAAGGGAAGGAGAAAAAAGCGGCGGACGAGGAGGAGGAGGAUGAGGAGGAGGAGGAGGGCGGAGAGGGCGCGGGGGGCAGUGCGGGGGAGGGGGAGGAGUACGUGGCGGUGGGGUGCGAUGACGGCGCGCUGCGGCUGUUCGUGCCGUCUGACCGGGGCGCGGGCAUGGAGUACCGCAAGUCGUUCCCGCGCGGCCAGGCCAAGAUCCUGUGCGUGGCGUGGGCGUGCUCGGGCGCUCGCCGCGUCUUCACAGGCGGCUCCGACAGCAUGGUGCGGUGCUGGGACGUGGCGGCGGGCAGGGAGCUGUACCGCAUCCCUGUGGCCACGGGCAUGGACAGCAUCCGCAACCUCUGCGUCUGGUCGCUGCUCGCGCUCAGUGACGGCACGUUGGUAACAGGGGAUUCGUCGGGGCACGUGCGCAUGUGGGACGGCGCGCUGGGCACGUACCUGUCGUCCGUGCGCGCGCACAAGGCGGACGUGCUCGCGCUCGCCGCCAUGCCCAACGACCCCCGCCACGUCUUCUCCGCCGGCGCGGACGGCAUGGUGGCGCAGUACCGCUUUGUGGCCAACUCCGCGGCGGGGCUAGAGGCGCGCAGCAAGAGGGGCGCGGGGGGGAGCGCGGGGAAGGGUGUCCCCGCGCAGGGGGCGAGCGCGGACGGCAAGUGGAUGCUUCUAGGGGCGCACAGGUCGCACACAGCAGAUGUCAGGGCUCUAGCGGUGGCGCUGGUGCCAGAGGAAGGGGAGGAGGAGGGGGCGGAGGGGGAGGAAGGGGAGGAAGCGGGGGAGGGUGUGAGGAGAGGGGGAGAGGGCGAGGAGGAAGAGCACGUGGUUCACUGGCGGAAGGUGCUGGGUGAGUUGUUUGGAGUGGAAUGCGGUGUGGUGUGCCAAAGAAUCGCAGCAGCAGCAGCAGCAGCAGCAGCAGCAGCAGCAGCAGCAGCAGCAGCAGCAGCAGCAGCAGCAGCAGCAGCAGCAGCAGCAGCAGCAGCAGCAGCAGCAGCAGCAGCAGCAGCAGCAGCAGCAGCAGCAGCAGCAGCAGCAGCAGCAGCAGCAGCAGCAGCAGCAGCAGCAGCAGCAGCAGCAGCAGCAGCAGCAGCAGCAGCAGCAGCAGCAGCAGCAGCAGCAGCAGCAGCAGCAGCAGCAGCAGCAGCAGCAGCAGCAGCAGCAGCAGCAGCAGCAGCAGCAGCAGCAGCAGCAGCAGCAGCAGCAGCAGCAGCAGCAGCAGCAGCAGCAGCAGCAGCAGCAGCAGCAGCAGCAGCAGCAGCAGCAGCAGCAGCAGCAGCAGCAGCAGCAGCAGCAGCAGCAGCAGCAGCAGCAGCAGCAGCAGCAGCAGCAGCAGCAGCAGCAGCAGCAGCAGCAGCAGCAACAACAACAGCGGCAGGUGCAAGUGCCCCCGAGCCUUCAAGGCGGGGAGCAAGGGGGGUUGUUGAGCGAGGAGCAGCGGCGCAGCAAGCACAAGCAGCACGCGCAGGAGCUGCAAUCCAGGGCCAAGAAGGCCGCACAGGAGGCCGAGGGCAGGCGUAUGCUCGCAGAUAUCCGUUGGCAGGAGGUAGCAGUGUAUGGCGCCAUGGGCCGAACGGGGUUCCAGGCUCAGGGGCAGCUGCUGGGAAGCGUUCUGGAGCAGCAGCAGCAGCAGUGGUGGGGGCGGCGGUGUGGAGGAUAGAGAGGGUAAAGGGGCCCUCCCUGGGCCCGGCUGUGUGCGUGGCGUUUGCUGCUGAUGGCAGGUCGCUUCUGGCUGCUGCUCCCACGGGCGAGAUCGUGGUAAGGCGAGAGGUGUGGGGAAGGGGGUUGUGUGGGUUAUGGGAUGUUUCAAAUUGA
Molecule: messenger RNA, 4482 nt
Organism: Closterium sp. Yama58-4
Lineage: Eukaryota; Viridiplantae; Streptophyta; Zygnematophyceae; Desmidiales; Closteriaceae
Source: the annotation of a GenBank genome assembly